AUGGAGCGCGACUUGUCGGGAUUCUUCGAUGGGUCGGCAUCGAAGCCCACGUCGGACGCUUCAACCGCGGAGAAGGAAGCGUGGGUGCGCAAGGACAAAAAGGCGUUUGCCUUUCUUGUCUCCAAGCUAAGCCUCCAACUCGUCCCGAUCGUGAGCCCUUGCAUCGACCGUGACGGCGCGACUCGUGAAGCGUGGAAGCGACUCGAAGGAGAGCACGUCUCCAAGUCACUUCAUAGCAAGCUUCAAGCGCGCCUCGACUUCUUCACGGUGCGGAUGAAGGACGGCGAGUCAAUACGCGCGUACGUUAACCGCGUGGAGGAGCUUGGCGAGCGUUUGGUGGAACUCGACGCGAGCGUGGAGGACAACGAUUGGAUCAUGACGCUCCUCGCGGGCCUCGGUGAAGCAUGGUCAACGGUGAUCACGAUGUUGGAUGGGACGCAAGAUACAUGGAAGAAGGAGCAAGUGGUGGCACGCCUCAUCAACGAAGAGGCGAGGCGCGCGAAGUUGCAUGGCGAUGCAAUCGGCGCGGCACACUUCUCCCGCGAUGCGAAGGCGAAAGGGUCGGGUCACUUCAAGCGGCGCAACGACGGCAACAACCGCGGGAACGGGACAUUGGUGGCGCGAUUGUCCCUUAAACCGGCAAAUUGGAGGCCGUCUUCAAGUGACGACAACCGGCGCGCGCAUGUGGCGACAUGCGACAACAACGACCGGGAGUUCAUCUUCGUCGCAAGUGGAACGACCGUCGGUGGUGUUGACGCGUGGAUACUCGAUACGGGUGCUACUCAACACAUGACGGCGAGCGCGACGCUUCUCAACAACGUGACAACGGUGGCUCCCGUUAGGCGCGUGAUGUUCGGCAACCGUGACACCUUGGAUGUCACGGGACAAGGCGACUUGCGGCUCAUGGUGGACGGCGGUCCACUCACCAUCAAGAACGUCUUGGUGGUUCCCGGGCUCGGCGCCAACCUCCUAUCCGUUUCCCAAUUUACACGCAAGGGGAUGCGUGUGAAUAUUGAAGGGACCACGAUGGCGUUGAGCACGGCGGACGGCGUACACAUCGGCACGGCACGCCAAGCGGGAGGACUCUUCAUGCUCGACGCUCUUCCGAGCGUGGCGACGGCUCAAGCGGCUACCUCGACAACAACUCUCUCGACGUGGCAUAAUCGUCUCCUCUCCCAUGCUCACGCGGAGAAGCAUUGGUGGGGUGAGGCGGUUACGUUGGCAACAUGGAUUCGCAACCGGUGCGUGACCAAGGCGUUGCCGAACACGACGCCUCUUGAGGCUUGGAGCGGUACGAAGCCGGACGUCACCGACCUUCGCACGUUUGGGUGUACGUGCUACUACCAUGUCCCGGAUGCCACACGGACCAAGCUUGAGGCGAAGGCGCGGGUGGCGAUGUACUUGGGUCCAAGCGCGGAUCACAAGGCGUGGCGUGUGUGGGACUUGGAGCACGGGAAGCUCGUGGUGUCGCGCGACGUGGUGUUCUACGAAGACACCUUCCCGUCCAAGUUGAUGCACGUGCCCUCGGUCAUCAUUGUCCCUCCCCCCUUGGAUGCCGCGGAUGAGGCGGAUGUUGCUCCUACGGCUUCUCCUCCUCGUACGAGUGAGGGGGAGAAUGGAUCGGGUGCGGUUGGAGUGAGUGCGGAUGAAGAACAUGCCAAGGAAAGUGACCCUUCAUCUCCUCCUCCUAAAAUCACUCCCACCCUCGCAUCCACUCGCACUCGGAGGACUCCUCGUCCCAACUCCAAGUUGGAUGACUACUCUCUUGUGGCGGGGGAUGAUAAGGGAGGGGGAGAUGCUAUGUGUCUUGAGGCAUACACCGACACACCGUCCACCUACCAAGGCGCCAUGAGCUCGGCGGAAGCGGCGGAAUGGGAACGUGCGCUUCAAGCGGAGUACGAUUCGCUCAUGGCGAACGACGUCUACGAGCUCGUCCCCAUGCCCCCCGGCGCCUACCUCGUUGGCUCUCGUUGGCGGACGUGA
Molecule: messenger RNA, 1983 nt
Organism: Closterium sp. NIES-65
Lineage: Eukaryota; Viridiplantae; Streptophyta; Zygnematophyceae; Desmidiales; Closteriaceae
Source: the annotation of a GenBank genome assembly